Messenger RNA from Hippoglossus stenolepis (Pacific halibut), 6165 nucleotides. It is a transcript of the gene dpf1, whose product is annotated as double PHD fingers 1. Gene Ontology annotation, biological process: nervous system development. Gene Ontology annotation, cellular component: nBAF complex. The record is from RefSeq and is a predicted model, not a curated record. Lineage: Eukaryota; Metazoa; Chordata; Actinopteri; Pleuronectiformes; Pleuronectidae.
AUGUUGACAUGCGUAAAAAACCACUUCCCCCAAAGCUGUCACGGCGCGCUUCCGCCUCCCAUUGGCUGCUCGCUCCAGCCGCAGCCCCAGAGAAUGAAUGAAAUUGAAAUAGCUGCUACAUUACAUGUACAAUUCCGGGCUCUGCAGUGUUGCAUUCUAUCACACUGUAUCAAAAUGGCCACAGCGGUGCAGAACCCCCUCAAAUCGCAAUCUGGAGGUGCAGUCAUCAAGAACAGUCUUGGUGAGGAGUUUUAUAAGGAGGCCAUUGAACACUGUCGCAGCUACAAUGCCCGUCUGUGUGCCGAGCGCUCCAUGCGUCUCCCCUUCCUGGACUCCCAGACCGGCGUGGCCCAGAGCAACUGUUACAUCUGGAUGGAGAAGAACCACCGUGGACCGGGCCAUGCUCCAGGUCAGUUGUACACAUAUCCUGCUCGCUGCUGGCGCAAGAAGAGACGGCUAAACAUCUUGGAGGACCCACGGCUCGUACCCAUCGAGUUCAAAAUUGACUACGAGGCUUCGCUAAAGAAGGAGGGGGGCAUCCCGGAUGGGCCUGUGCUGGAGUCGCUUCUCGCCGGGGAAACCCUGGACAAGAAGGUAGAAACCAAGGAAGAAGAGCCAAUGAGCGAGUGUCAGAAGUUGCUUGUCGGGGAUUUCCCUCACGACCUGGAGGUGGAUGAGAUGGAGGAGGACGUUCCGAAGCGCAAGAACCGUACCAAAGCACGGGCCUACGGCGUCGGGGGCAUGAGAAAGAGACAAGAGCUGCCUGCCAUUGAAGACAGAGACAAGCCUUACGUCUGUGACAUUUGUGGAAAGCGCUAUAAGAACCGCCCAGGGCUGAGUUACCAUUACACUCACACCCACCUGGCAGAUGAGGAGGGGGAGGAAGACUCAGAGCGACAUACACUACCCUUCCAACGCAAGAACAACCACAAGCCCAAGAAAGCACCGGACGGCUCAGUGAUCGCCAACGGCUACUGCGACUUCUGCCUCGGAGGUUCAAAGAAGACCGGCUGCCCUGAAGACCUUAUCUCCUGUGCAGACUGUGGACGCUCAGGCCACCCAUCCUGUCUGCAGUUCACAGUGAACAUGACGGCUGCCGUGAGGACUUAUCGCUGGCAGUGCAUCGAGUGCAAGUCCUGCAGCCUGUGUGGCACGUCUGAAAACGAUGACCAGCUGUUGUUUUGUGAUGAUUGUGACAGAGGCUACCACAUGUACUGUCUGAGCCCUCCCAUGUCUGAACCACCAGAGGGGAGCUGGAGCUGUCAUCUGUGUCUGAGACAACUGAAGGAGAAGGCCUCAGCCUACAUCACCCUCACUUAAUCUGCGAAAGCUGCGCCUCGUCCUCUCGGCCCUUCAUCCUUUCCCAAGCCACCUCUCCAAUGCCCCUCUCUGUGCCUCAGCUGCCUCCCUCCUCCUCUGAUCUCCUCGCCGCCACUUCCUCCACAGUUUGUCCCCGCGACCUUUGACACGACCGAGCACACAGCACCCACGGCUCCAUACUCAUUCUUAAACCCAUUCUCCAGCAGCAAGCCAACCUCUGUCCUUUUGUGUCAUACACGCUCCCUGUUGUGCUUGAGCGGCCUCCCCCCUCACUUCUGAGGAAUUCAUCAGCUGACUAUAAGUUUGCUAGUGAGACAAACACUCCAGCCUGCCAAGGGCACUUCAGAGGCAUACUACUCCACAGGAACCCUCUUAAGGGCCCUUGGAAGAGCCCUAAUGAUCUUCAGCUGAAAGUCAGUCAAGAAGAGAGUGAGGAUUCAUAAAAUGGAUAGGUGUUAGGCCGAGGACAGGACUUGGAAGACCCCGGGUUACCACAGAGCAGUUUGUUAGCCAACUGUGAAAUAUACAGUACACUGAACCAAGAUUUCAUAUCCUCCCUCCGUUCCUUGCAGUGUAUGUCAGAGCUGGGCUGUGGAGCGCUUCUCAGUUUCUUGUCUGCAGGGUUCGCUGACCUGUGCAGAUUCAAAGGGAGAGCAAAUUGUACAGAAUUAAGACUGAUGCUCUAUCUUCACACGUUUUAAAAAACUCCCCCUUACCGGAAAACAACUGGUCAGGAGCUCAGGCCAUCUUUGACCUCACCAUGUCCUCUCUCUCUCUUUGCAUGAGGUUUCCACAAAUACACAAUGCAUAUUGGGACCGACACAGAAGGCUUUAGAGUUCAAAGGUCGAUGAGAGGAGAGAUGGAUUUUUUCUCUCAUCAGCUAUUUCUGAUAAAACAAUGUAUUUAAAAAUGACAUUUUAGGAUUAGCAGCUCUCACAAGUUGAACCUGACCUCCAUUCACCUGUCCCCUUCUAUGAAACACCGACUGUGAAGCCAAUGCAAGACUGAAACUCUCCUGGUGCUUGGUGUUUAUUAUCUGUGUGUCAAGAAUGUAGGAUUGAUGUGUGGUCAAUGCAGAUCUUUGUCCGGCCCAUGCCAAGGCCCAAAAACGUCUUUUUUUAUGAUUCCCUUUUUUAUUUUUUAUUUUUCAUUUGCAUGUAGCCAUCUCAAUUGUUUUUAAAGAAAAUCUUUUGAUUGAAAUUGAAAAGAAAGCACACUUAAUUCGCAAUAAUGUGUUUGUGAUAAUAACUGUUGGCCAAACUGGGUGUGUUUUAAACUCUUCGUGUGCCUGUGUGUCUGUUUAUGUGAGUUUUUUUGAGCGAUACAGAAACUGUAGCCAGCUUCAUGCCAGGUGGGAUCUGCGAGAGGAUUUUUGAGCAGCGAGAAGGUUAUAUGAAUGUCAUUUUUUUUCUGUAAAGGCAGAGGUGGAACAACGGCUUUGUUCUGCAAGUCACAAGUCGUCUCAAUGUAGUCCUAAAUCAAAGUGAGCAACUGUAAAAGGAUGAGCCUGACAUCUGACAUAUGCACAAACCAAAGAGUCAAAAAGACAAGUUGUGGACUAUAUGUGCCAGACUCUUUCUUGGAAGUGACUCCAGGAAGUAAAAGCACCCAGCCAAGACGCUGUCUGGCACACGUUGCCCUUUGUAAAACCAUAACUUGUCACUUUCACCCUUUGUAACAUGACUUUGUUGAAACGACUGAGAAAUAACGUGAUUCUUAGGAGAAGUGCUGGUAGAUGGAUUCUGUACGUUUGGCUCGAGCCAUCGUACCUGGCUUAUUGUUUAGUCUAACUGUUGGCAAUAUAGCAAAAGUGCUAUAUAUAUUCCCCAAAAUAUGAAACUAGUUCUGAAUGUCAUGGAAAUAACCAUCGCAGAUUUGACUACAUUAAGGAGACUUCAUUCUCAACAAAUAUGAUGAUGCUAAAUUCUUUGGUAUGAGUUCAAUACUCCACUAAAAAUAUGUCUUUUGAGGCUCAAAAACAUUAAUAAUGACUUGUAAGAGACAGUAAACAACCCCUGUUAAUCUCCAUUAUAUUAUAUAGACUGUAAAUCAAGUUGGAUGUCAUGACAGCUCCCAUAAGUAAAGCCAAAUCAUCUUGAUCGCCCCCUGAUGGAUGCCUCCUCCAUGUUAGCAGAUGGGACAUGGACUAAACUAAAAAGUACAUGUCAAAUAAUUUUUUUCCAAAUAUGGUUUCUGCCAUUUCAGGUAGUUCUUAGUACUCCAAUGUGUUUUCAUGUGCUAAUCUUUCCAGCAAGUUUGGUUUUGAAUAUUUAAUUGAGGUGUAAAACGCCAUGAUUGACGGCUGUGACUGACUCACGAUUGGUUGAGUGCUUGUACCGGCAGGACCUCGAUGCCACGGCUCCACUCAACAAUCACCACUGCGCAGAGGUGUCAAAAGGGCAGGAUGGCGGCGCCCAUAUUCCUGAUAUUUUAGCUUGAUUUUGGAGGAAGUGGAGACACAUCAUCCAUCUUUAUUUACAGUCUAUGUUCUAUGCAGUCACAGUGUCACCAAAUUAUGGCCAAAUAUCCUGCUUCUGUUCGACCCUCAGUGACGAAACAUUUAAUAAAGAUUUUUGCGAUCUUGGUCUUUGAAGAUGAAGAUAUCAAACAUGCGAAUUAAACUCACAAGAUAUUGGUGCUGGAGAAGACAAAGUUUGAUGGCAGGAUGAAUUCGUCUGCUAGGUUGCCAGCUCAUAACAGCUGUUUUUUUUAUCAUCUUUGUGUCGUUCAAAACUCGAGGCCACCUGUUUUGUGAAAUGAAAAAUUCACAGGAAAAAAAAGUUUUUAAAUCCUGCUACCUGUCAGUCUGCUCUGCACGUUAGAAGCCAGUAUAAUAGAUCAGCACUUGAAGACCAAGCUGAAAUGUUGAGGCUGAGAUUUUUAUAAAGUGAUUGAUCUUGUCAGCCAGCCAGUCAGCCAGCCAGCCAGCCAGCAUGUAUUAUUUGAGAUUGCACUGAAAAGAAUAUUUUCUUUCUUUCAAGACAACUUUAAUGGAUGGAUUGCAAGGUAACAGAAGUCGAAGUGCUGAAUUAGUGGGAUGUUUUGUUUUGUUCGUAUGGUCUAGAGAGGACAUCCAUCAAGUGAUUUGAGAGCUUUAAGCUUGGAGACAAUAGCUGUAAAUAGGGGAUUGAAUUAAGAGCAACAACUGGCCUUUUUCAUACAGUAUUUAAUAUUCUUGUGUACAUAUCAAAGUAUGAAACAGGUCAAAUUCAGCUGGUUGUGGGUUUUUUGAAUGACCAUCUCAUUUUAAUGCUGCAUCACAUCUCUAAAAGGAAACUCCCAAGAUCGGGUGAGCUGUGAGAAUGUACCACCUGACCUGCAAUCGUGUUUGCCAUCUGACACAGGAGGACAUUAGGUGCAAAUACUGUGUUACCCCUUGAUUCAGUGUAACUCCACUGAUGCAUGAAUGACACCUGAAAUGUUUCUGAUUUCAUAUUUUGAUGUUGUCAGUAUUGAUUUUUUUAAUAACGAAAAGGAAAAAACCUUAAACUGCUGUUGGUUUCCUGUUUAUUUCCUGUUUCAGUGUUUGGUUUUGUAAUCUGUGUUUUUUCACAUUUUGCACAGCGUGGCUGCAUUUGCUCUCAACGUGUGUUAAUGCCUCUGUGUGUGUGUGUGUGUGUGUGUGUGUGUGUGUGUGUGUGUGUGUGUGUGUGUGUGUGUCUAAUCACUUAUGAAUACUGGAAGGUCAGAGAAGCAAACCAAACCAAAAUAGUGAAAUCGUUUUAUUUUGCAGAUAUUUUCUUUUCAGUGGAACCACUUGGCACUGCUAGGAGAUUGUAAUGGUUAGUGCAGGUUACAACAAAAGCAUGUGCAUGAAUGCAUAACUUUAAACCAAGCCACUUGGAUCGAGACGUAUACCUGUUUUUACAGAGGUAAAAACAGGUAUACCUGUAAUAUCAGUGUUCUAUUUGCCACCAAAACAAGUAGUGUUCAAUCAAAACAAAUGUUAUUCUCAUUCAUCAAUCCGAUCUUACAUUUGUUUUAAUGGUAACAGGUUUAACAAUGAAAUGGAUGUUGAUGAUGUCUGAAUAUAAUGGACAUGUUUGAGUGGAUGGACGAUGACAACUGAAAAGCCUUUAUAAUGGGAGCCUUCCCGCACCUGAUAGGAGAAGCAUGGUGGAGUCAAACCAAUUUUGAUUGUACUAUCUGAGGAGGCUGAGGAAGCGAUGUUGGGGUUUUGGAAAAUGUGGGUAUCAGUGUGAUUAUUCAAUGAAACUUGAGCCUUCCCUUUGUAUAAAUGGACAAACCAAUGUGGUGGUGGUGGUGAUGAGGUGGGUGGGUCAAACUAAGCCGCAGCAGGAACCUUCUGGUUUAAGUUGACGCCUACAACAACCAUCUCCUCCCACCUUAGUGCUGUUGGGGGGGCUCGGUCAGAGGGUUGAGAGUCGGCCUCUCUUGUAAAUUGUCGUUCUGUGAUCUUUGCUUGCACUUUUUUUUUUUUUUUUUUUUUUUAUUCCCCAAAAAUAAGAAACUUACUGUAAGUGUGUGUGAGUGCGAGUGUGGGUGCACUUUUUAUUUUUCAAUCUUUGCAUUUUUUCAAUGUGAUUGUCUGUUGUAAACAACACUGGAUAAAGAUGAAUUUUUAAUUUGUAUUUUUUACCUCGAGAGGAAGAUAAAAUCUUCCUGGACAUUUUUUACCCCGUCCCCAGCCCCCCUUCUCUCUCUCUCUCUCUCUCUCUCUCUCUCUCUCUCUCUCUCUCUCUCUCUCUCUUUCUUUGUCUGGUACUGGUACCUGGGAAUGCUUUGAAAUAUGGACUGUGACCGCAUUGCUGUCAUCACUGCUGUCAGUCAUUCUCUGUGAAUUCAUACAGCUUUCUCGAUUUACCCCGUUUUUUCUCUCUUCC